AUGGAGAAGUACGAGCUGGUGAAGGACAUAGGCGUGGGGAAUUUCGGAGUGGCGAGGCUCAUGAAGAUCGAUGAGAAUGUGGUGGUGUUGACUCCGACUCAUCUUGCCAUUGCCAUGGAAUAUGCUGCUGGUGGUGAACUAUUUGAGCGUACCUGCAGUGCUGGAAGUUUCAGUGAAGAUGAGGCGAGAUACUUCUUCCAGCAGCUUAUAUCAAGGAUAAGCAUUGCAGAAAUCAAGAAACACCCAUGGUUCAUGAAGAACUUGCCUAGGGAACUCACGGAGACAGCUCAAGCUGCGUAUUUCAGAAAAGAUAAUCCGACCUUCUCCCUCCAGACCGCUGAAGAGAUCAUGAAGAUAGUGGACGACGCCAAAACGCCCCCGCCUGUUUCCCGGUCCAUUGGAGGUUUUGGCUGGGGAGAUGAAGAGGGGAAAGAGGAAGAAGAGGUGGAUGAAGAGGAGGUGGUGGAGGAUGAGGAAGAUGAGUAUGACAAGACUGUAAAGCAAGUACACGCAAGUGGAGAAGUGAAAAUCACUUGA
Messenger RNA from Brassica oleracea var. oleracea, 537 nucleotides. RefSeq names its product serine/threonine-protein kinase SRK2A-like. The coding region runs from base 1 to 537 and encodes 178 amino acids. Gene Ontology annotation, biological process: intracellular signal transduction; protein phosphorylation. The record is from RefSeq and is a predicted model, not a curated record. The transcript has 5 exons. Lineage: Eukaryota; Viridiplantae; Streptophyta; Magnoliopsida; Brassicales; Brassicaceae. Gene Ontology annotation, molecular function: protein serine/threonine kinase activity. Gene Ontology annotation, cellular component: nucleus.